CUCUCUCCUCUAUGGCCGCCGGCCUCGGAAGGACCACAGAAUAAACUCCUGCUCGCACCCAUUUCCAACCCCUCCUCCCUCUGCCUUCGCCUUUUUAUGCACCAAAACCUCCAUAAAAUCCCCACUUUCUUCCAUCUCCUGCUAUCAAUUUCUCUCCCUCUUCAGAGGGCAUCGGCUCGUCGGAGAGGGCAAAGCCUUAGAGGAGAGGAUGGCUUCCUCCAAAUGGGUCGCGUUGGCUCAUCUUGUUUCUCUACUGACUUCAGUCCUUGCUUGUUCUUCCUCUCCCGAUCCCGCUGGAUUCCUCCAGAGGGCAAAGGAAUCGGAGUUCUUGGACUGGAUGGUAGGCAUCAGGAGGAGGAUCCACGAGAAUCCGGAGCUCGGGUAUGAGGAAUUCAAGACCAGCGAGCUCAUCAGGAGGGAGCUCGACGCGAUGGGCAUCGCCUAUAAGCAUCCGAUCGCCGUCACGGGUGUUGUGGGGUUUGUCGGCACUGGGAAGGCUCCGUUUGUUGCGUUGAGGGCCGACAUGGAUGCGCUUGCGAUGCAGGAGAACGUGGAGUGGGAGCACAAAAGUAAAGUCUCUGGCAAAAUGCAUGCGUGUGGCCAUGAUGCCCAUGUCGCGAUGCUGCUAGGUGCUGCUAAGAUCCUCCAAGAGCAUCGUGAUGAGUUGCAGGGAACGGUUGUCCUCCUUUUCCAGCCAGCUGAGGAAGGAGGUGGUGGGGCUCAAAAAAUUAUAGAAGCUGGAGCUGUGGAGAAUGUUGAUGCUAUUUUUGGGUUUCAUGUAGCAUCUGAUUUACCUGUUGGUGUAGUGGCAUCCAGGCCUGGGCCAAUUAUGGCAGGGAGUGGGUUCUUUGAGGCUGUAAUUAGUGGAAAGGGAGGUCAUGCUGCCAUUCCUCAGCACACGAUAGAUCCAAUUUUGGCUGCAUCGAAUGUGAUAGUAAGCUUGCAGCAUCUUGUUUCACGGGAAGCUGAUCCCUUGGAUUCACAGGUACUAACAGUGGCAAAAUUUCAAGGAGGUGGCGCGUUUAAUGUCAUUCCAGAUUCUGUUACAAUUGGGGGAACUUUCCGUGCCUUUUCAAAAGAAAGCUUUUCUCAACUGAAGCAACGAAUUGAGGAGGUAAUUGUUGCACAAGCGUCUGUACAGAGGUGCAGUGCUACUGUGGACUUUCUUAUCAAAGAACGUCCCUUCUUCCCUGUGACGGUUAACAGCAAUGAUCUUCAUGAACACUUCCAGAAGGUUGCGGAGGAAAUGCUUGGGUCCAGCAAUGUCAGAGAUAGGCAGCCGGUGAUGGGAGCUGAGGACUUUGCGUUUUUUACUGAAGUCAUCCCCAUGGCAUACUACUACUUUGUAGGGAUGAUGAAUGCUUCACAUGGACCACUACAUCCUGCACACUCUCCAUACUUUACAGUCAAUGAGGAGGCACUUCCAUAUGGUGCAGCCCUUCAUGCAUCUCUUGCCGUAUGGUACCUUUUUGAAAAUCAUGCCCCUUCUCCUUCGAAGGCCGAUUCCCAUGAUGAACUCUAGACAUUCUUUUUCCAUUCCUGGUGUCUUAAGUUGCAGAUGAAUUGGAUGGUUUUGUGCAGGUGGAUUGUGUUAGUUUAACACCAUGAGCACUUUAUAACUGUAUAUUGGGAUGAUGUCGGGAUUUAUAACAGGCUGUGAUUUGUCUUGCUCAACUGCUGCUGAAUUUUCCAUUAUUUUAUGUGUAGUUUAUCUUAAAUUCAUGUUAGACGUAAACAACUUCAUCUUA
Phoenix dactylifera (date palm) is the source of this 1748-nucleotide messenger RNA. RefSeq names its product IAA-amino acid hydrolase ILR1-like 1. NCBI's taxonomy places the organism in Eukaryota, Viridiplantae, Streptophyta, Magnoliopsida, Arecales, Arecaceae. The record is from RefSeq and is a predicted model, not a curated record. Gene Ontology annotation, cellular component: endoplasmic reticulum. Gene Ontology annotation, biological process: auxin metabolic process. Gene Ontology annotation, molecular function: IAA-Ala conjugate hydrolase activity.